CCUUCGGAUGCGGACCCACGGCUCUACUCCUGCCCUUCGAUUGCCAUGAGGAUUUUUAUUGCUUUUGAAGGGUUAUGUGAGCCUUUUUACAUUUCCCAGGACCAAACAAUCCAGGCUGUAAAGCUGAUGGUCAAGGAUUUUUUUCAUUUGCAACUCAUUGAUAAUAAGCAAAGUCAUCAGUUCUUGGAGCUUUCUUAUGCUGGAGCUACUUUGGAAGAUAGCUGGGUGCUGGCAGACAUUGGAAUAACUCCAUUUUCCACUAUCAAAUGUGUCUUGAAGGAGGAAGAUAAACCAGUUCUGCUGGUGAACAAUACUCUUAUGAAGGAAUCCAUGCAGAUCAUGGGAAAUCUUUACUUGUUGUCAUCAAGAGUGUCCACCCUAAAGACAAUGGUAUCUAUGAAAUGUGGACUACCAGUGAGUGUGUUCCGGCUAAGUUUGGAGAAUGGUGUCCAGCUCUAUGACUGCAACAAGCUGGACGACUAUGGAAUUGAAGUAGGGGCUACAAUCUUUCUCACUGUAUGGGAUGGUUGGGAUGAAUUUUUAAGAGGCUGCUUUAUGGGACAUAAGCACAAAAUCCAUCGUUGUCUCUCCAAGGAAGAGCCUGUUUUAAGAUUUCAGCUGAGAGUUGCCCUGUACAUUUCUGCUUUCUUAGGCCACUUGGAGCUGGCUGGCUGGCUUUUGAAGAAAGGAGUUCAGGCCAAUAAGCCUGUUGGUGUCCAUCCCUAUAGGGCGUGGUGCCAAGGCAUGGAUCACAGUGAUAACUUAAAGUGUCCAGUUCACACUGCUGCUGAGUCUGGGCAACUCCUUUUGCUCAAAGUAUUUAUCAACAACAACAUUCUCUGCUUGGAGUGCCUUAAUCCACAAGGUUUAACUCCCCUGAGGAUCUGCAUCAAACACAAGCACAAGGAGUGCGUGUUUUACCUUGUUACCAAGACGUGGUCUGUUGUGUCUUACCCUGGACUUUCUCUUCCAGUAGGCAUAUACAUAAAAAUAAAGCGCUGGAUCUGUAGAGCUCAGAAGUACAUUGCAGUUCAACGGUUCCUUUGUAGGACUGCCACCUUUAAUACCAGGGUAGGAGACACAGUUCUGAUUGAUGGCUUUAUCCAGACAAAGCCAAAAAACAAAGUACAUGAAUUAUGUUACUUUCAACCAAGCUAUACUUUGCCAGCACUCUGUUCAGAAACUGUCCAAAAAGAAAAUAAUGAAUUUCCUAAUGAAGCCUCAUUCCCUCACGUUCAACAAGGAGCACAUGCACAGAAACGCAAAAAGAGAAGAGUGAACACCAAGAAAGCUCCAGAAGCAGCUAAAAACACAUGGAAAAGUCAAGUCCCUCUUCCCCCAAUUUCCCAGGACACCAACCCUCGGCCACAGUUCAUUUACACCUCUCCAGAUGCUUCCUUUCUCCUGACAUCAUCCUUGCAGUCUUUUACACGGCACAGUGGAUGGACACCAAGAGAAAAUGCAAUUUAUUGUUUGGCCCGGGCAAGUUCCUUUACAGAGAAACCUUGGCUUCGGCAACUUGGCAUGGCAAGGAAUUUGGCCAGAAGAACUGUGCACAACAUAACAUAAAAUUUGCGUAUCGCAUCCUUUGACACACUA
Messenger RNA from Polypterus senegalus (gray bichir), 1599 nucleotides. Its product is annotated as protein ANKUB1-like. Lineage: Eukaryota; Metazoa; Chordata; Cladistia; Polypteriformes; Polypteridae. The record is from RefSeq and is a predicted model, not a curated record. Gene Ontology annotation, molecular function: protein binding. The transcript has 7 exons. The coding region runs from base 46 to 1569 and encodes 507 amino acids.